Cryptomeria japonica (Japanese cedar) is the source of this 1877-nucleotide messenger RNA. RefSeq lists its product as uncharacterized. Bases 129 to 1619 code for a protein of 496 amino acids. Lineage: Eukaryota; Viridiplantae; Streptophyta; Pinopsida; Cupressales; Cupressaceae. The transcript has 5 exons. The record is from RefSeq and is a predicted model, not a curated record.
CCUACGUGGGCAUUGAAUAUGAUCCAUAUAUUCCUUCACCGAAUAGUGUAUGACAGUUCUAGUUGCGGUACAUCUUCUGAUUUGUAGAAAAUAUUGAUUGAGCUGUGCCAGAUUGAGGUUCAGUAGCUAUGGCGGCGAAGGUGGUUUUGUUUUUUAUUGAGAUUGUGGCAUUGCUGGCUUGUGGGUAUGGAGAAGAUUAUGUAUCAGUAUUAGGGGACCCUGGUAUGAAGAACAAAAGAGUGAGGGUGGCUCUUGAAGGAUGGAACCAGUGCAAUGAAGUGGGUGCAGAAGCUCCUGGCAUGGGCAGCCCCAGAUAUGCAGAUUGCUCUGAUUUUGAGUGCCCUUCUGUAGCAGAUGCUAAUAAGGGAAGAUGGAGCGGAUGUAAUGUGAAUCAUAGAGUCAAAGCAUCAGACAAUAUAUUGAGUGCAGGCGAUCCAUUUCCCAAUUCAGCCAUCCAAGCUUCCGAAAAUCCAGAUCAGUAUGCAGUAGAGAAGGAACUAUAUCUGGGAUCCUUAUGCCAAGUUGAUAGUGGAUCAAAUCCAUGGCAGUUUUGGAUGAUCAUGUUGAAAAAUGGAAACUUUGAUGUCAAUUCAACACUGUGCCCAAACAAUGGUAAACCAGAGAACCCUAUUAGAACAAAUAGAACUUUCCCCUGUUUCGGUAAGGGCUGCAUGAAUCAACCCAUUGUGCACCAUACUUGGUCAGAAAUCAAAUCAGGAAACGGUCUAACAGGCAGCUUUUAUGGAACAUAUGACUUGGAUGCUAAUCUUACGGAAGGAAUAGACAAUAUCUCUUAUUACUCUGUAGUAUGGGAAAAGAACCCUGCAACUGGAAGCUGGGUAUUUUCUCAUAAACUGAAGACUUCUAAGAAAUACCCAUGGUUAAUGUUGUAUCUGCGUGCCGAUACUACUCGUGGGUACUCUGGAGGGUACCAUUAUGAAACUCGUGGAAUGAUGAAGCAGCUUCCAGAGUCACCAAAUUUCAAGGUUCGCUUAACACUUGAUGUACAAAAAGGAGGAGGUCCAAGCAGCCAGUUUUAUCUGGUUGACAUUGGGAGCUGCUGGAAAAAUGAUGGAAGACCAUGUGAUGGAGAUGUUGAAACAGAUGUCACUAGAUAUACUGAAAUGAUCAUCAAUCCAAGUACUACAAAUGUCUGCUCCCCACAAGUACUUUCUCUAUGCCCUCCUUACCACAUCACUGCUUCAGGAACCAAGAUCUACAGAAAUGAUACUGAGCACUUCCCAUAUACUGCAUAUCACUUACACUGCUCCCCAGGAAAUGCAAAAUAUCUGGAGGAACCCUUCAACCUCUGUGAUCCCUACAGCAAUCCUCAGGCACAGGAAAUAAUGCAGCUUUUACCCCACCCAGAAUGGGCAGUGCAUGGUUAUCCUUCCAAGAAAGGAGAAGGAUGGAUUGGAGAUAGUAGAACAUGGGAGCUUGAUGUGGGGGGCCUCUCUGAUAGAUUGUACUUCUAUCAAGAUCCAGGAACAAAACCAGCUAGGAGAUUGUGGACAUCUGUUGAUGUUGGAACAGAAAUAUAUAUAAGUAACACAGAUGAAAUUGCAGAGUGGACUCUCAGUGACUUUGACGUUCUUGUACCAGUUGAAGACACUGCCUAAGCCACCGCCCAUUUUUGUUUCAGGAAAGGCCACCCAGUAGCAAUUCUAGGAAAUGGGGUAAUUCAAUUUUUUUAAUUGGAUUACUACACUCAUAUUAGGGGGUUUCCUUAAAGCUUGUCACUGCCCUUGAAAAGGGUAGCUUGGCAAUUCCUUUUUCCUUAAAAGGUCCUCACUCAAUUUGGUUUGUAGGGUUAUACCUAAUAAGUAUCAUUUUUCCUGUCCUAUUGAAUUUUGAAUCGGCAUUUUUUCAGUUCUUAA